AUGACAACAACAAAGAAGCCACACAUACUAGUCAUACCACUUCCACAGUUUGGUCAUAUGCUUCCACAUAUCGACCUCACUCAUCAGCUUCUCCUUCGUGGAGCCACCAUCACCGUCCUCGUCACACCUAAAAGCUCUCCUUAUCUUGAUCCUCUCCGUUCUCUUCACUCUCAGGAACAUUUCAAAACCCUAAUCCUUCUUUUUCCUUCUCACCCUUCUAUUCCUUCAGGCGUCGAAACACUCCAGCAACUCCCUCUACAAGCUUUACCUCACAUGCUCGAAGCUCUCUCUGGUCUCCACGACCCUCUCGUUGAUUUCCUGAACCAUCAGCCACCGUCGGACCUUCCCGACGUUAUCCUCGGAAGCUCUUUUCUCAGCCCUUGGAUUAACAAAGUAGCUGAUGCUUUCUCUCUAAAGUCUAUUUGUUUCUUACCCAUCAAUGCUCAUGCGAUCUCCACCAUGUGGGGUCAAGAAGAUAGAGGCUUCUUCGACGAGUUCGAGACUGCCACAACAGAAAGCCACGGUCUCGUCGUCAACACUUUCCACGAGCUCGAGCCUGAGCUUGUAGAGAGUGUUACAGCUAGGUUUAUGACUCACCACCGCGUUUGGACAGUCGGACCGUUGCUUGCCUUUAAAGCAGGCGUUGACCGCGGUGGAGCAUGUAGCGAGGAUAACUCAGUCGUUUACAUAGCUUUCGGUAGCCAGAUCCGACUCACGGUGGAGCAAACGGCGGCUCUUGCAGCGGCCUUGGAGACAAGCGCUAUGCGUUUCAUAUGGGCGGUGAGGGACGCAGCUAAGAAAGUAAACGCUGGAGAUAACUACGGUGAUGAUGUAGAUGUGAUUCCGGCAGGGUUUGAGGAGAGAGUUAAGGACAAAGGUCUGGUCAUAAGAGGAUGGGCCCCACAAACGAUGAUUCUUGAGCAUAGAGCCGUUGGAUCGUAUCUGACCCAUUUGGGUUGGGGUUCGGCUCUAGAAGGAAUGGUCGGAGGAGUUGUUAUGCUUGCGUGGCCGAUGCAAGCAGGCCAUUUCUACAAUGCGAAGCUGGUCAUUGAUGAUCUAGGAGUUGCAGCGAGAGUUGGAGAGAACAAAGACUCGGUUCCUGACUCGGGAAAACUCGCUAGGGUUUUGGCAGAUUCGGUGAAAGAUGAUUUUCCGGAGAGGGUUAGGUUGAUGAAGCUCAGGGAGAAAGGUAUGGAGGCCAUGCAAGAAGGUGGGAGCUCGUACAACAAUUUGGAUGAGCUUGUUGCAGAGAUGUGCGUGUAA
Molecule: messenger RNA, 1263 nt
Organism: Brassica oleracea var. oleracea
Lineage: Eukaryota; Viridiplantae; Streptophyta; Magnoliopsida; Brassicales; Brassicaceae
Product: UDP-glycosyltransferase 89C1
Molecular function (GO): UDP-glycosyltransferase activity
Source: RefSeq, a predicted model, not a curated record